AUGACAGGCGUAAUUCGAUCUAAACGACUUAAACGUAAAGACAAGGCCGCCACCCUAACAUCGUCUCACCCGUUGUCACCCGGUGAGGCAUCUAUCUAUCCUAAUCGGUUAAUAUAUAUUUAUCUAUCUUGCUCUGUUAAUGUCUAUCUAUCUAUCUAUCUAUCUAUCUAUCUAUCUGCCCAUAGUCUAUUCAUAUCUAUCUAUCUAUCUAUCUAUCUAUCUAUCUAUCUGCGCAUAGUCUAUUCAUAUCUAUCUAUCUAUCUAUCUAUCUAUCUACAACAGGUUAUGCAUUGGUGGGAAUUAUAUUAUUCCUUUAAUCCUGACCAAGCGCUCUAUCUAUCUAUCUAUCUAUCUUUAAUAUGUUCCUAUCUAUCUAUCUAUCUAUCUUUAAUAUGUUCCUAUCUAUCUAUCUAUCUAUCUUUAAUAUGUUCCUAUCUAUCUAUCUAUCUAUCUAUCUUUAAUAUGUUCCUAUCUAUCUAUCCCAUAAUAUAUUUUAUUCAUCUAUCUAUAUUUUUAAUAUGUUCCUAUUUAUCUAUCUAUCUAUCUAUAUCUAUCUAUCUUAAUAUGUUGUUAUUAUCUAUCAUAUUAAUUAAUAUGUUCCUAUCUAUCUAUCUAUAUUUAAUAUUUUCUAUCUAUCUAUCUUCAAUAUCUUUAUUGAUCUAUCUAUCUAGAAUUAAUAUGUUGUUAUCUAUCUAUCUAUCUAUCUUCUUUAAUUAUCAUUCAUCUAAUUAUUUAUCUAUCUAUUUAUUUUUAUUAUGUUUCUUCUAUCUAUCUAUCUAUCUUUAA
This is a messenger RNA of Acanthosepion pharaonis, 786 nucleotides long. The record is from the annotation of a GenBank genome assembly. NCBI's taxonomy places the organism in Eukaryota, Metazoa, Mollusca, Cephalopoda, Sepiida, Sepiidae.